UGUGCUCUGCUUGGUGCUAAGCGUAUCGCAGCAAGAAAACCCUGUCCCUAUUGUCAAGGAUCUUAUGUACUAGUGAGAAGGAUGUGAAAGUUCAUGCACAUUAACAGGUAGCUGUAAUAUGGUGUGAUAAGUACUGUCAUAAUGAUAAACGUGGUCUACAUGGGGAAACAGUGGAGAGGCAUGCAACUCAUGAGACAAGAUUGGUCAAGGAAGCCUCUAGCUGCUUUUAAGUUGAGACAAGAAGGGCAAUGGGAGUUAUCAGAUAAAGGAAAUGAGAAGGAGCUUAAUGGGUUUAUGAGUCUAAAGAUAGAGUACUAUGGCUGAAGCAUAGUUUAUGAGUGCUGUGGUAUGGCAAGGAAGAUGGGAGAAGAAGAUGGAGAAAGAAAAAGGAGGGAAGAGACUUGGUGAGACACGAGCCUCCACAGGUUAGUAGGAGUUCAGAUCAUGCCUAUCAUGCUCAGGAAUUCAUAUUUUAUUUGGAGUACAGUGGAGAUGCAUUGAAGGGUAAGUGGCCAGUGACACAAUCUGAUUUGUAUUUCAGAAAGAUUAGUCUUCCUGCUGUAUGCUGCAUACAUUUGAGAGAAAUAUUGGAGAUAGACCUGUUAGAGGACAUUUAUAAUGAUCUGCAAGAGGUGAACUAAGGCCAUGGCAAUAGGAGUGGAACAAAUUAAAGAAUUCAGUAGAUACUGAAGAAUCAAGAGCUAUAGUAUUGGGCAAGAAGAGAAAGUCAGGCAAUUUUCUGGCCUGAGCAACUCUGUAUCUGUGAUCUCAUUCACUGAUAUUUGAAUAAAAAACAGGAACAAGUUUAUGGGGCAUGUAAGAAGACGAUGAGUUCAUCUUUGGAUAAAGUGAGUUUGAAGUACCUGUGAGUCAACAAAGGUGACAUGUCUAGUAGGUAGUUAUUUAGAUGGAUUUGAUCUUUGGAGAGAGCUCUAACUGGACAUACAGAUUUGGCAGUCAGAUCUAUCGAUUAUGGUUAAACAGUGAGAACGAAGGAGCUUGCUUAGAAUAUCCAGAGUACGCUCUGACAAACAGGAGCUUGUGAGAUAUGAGUAUGUGUUUUGUGUCUGUGGUGGGGUCUCCAUGAAAGAAACUAAACACAGUGAACAAACAAGUAGAAAGAACACUGGGAAUCUGUAGUUUCAAGGGACAGAAGGCAAUAAGAAUUUUAAGAAAGAUGGCAUCAACAACCAACAGUGAAAAAGAAGAUCAAGGAAGAUAAAGAAUGGAAAGUAUCUAUCUCUUGGAUUCUGUCAGAGGAGCUUUGUUGAGAGUACUUCAAAGAUAUGCUGAGACUGAAAAGCAGAUCUCUAGGGAUUCAGGCAGAAAAAAUGUCAAAGAUUGGGAGUUUUGAAGGAUUCCAGCCUGUGUCUCUGAAGCAAGAGGGAGAUGACCAACCCUCUGAGACUGACCAACUGUCCACGGAGGAGGGGGACCCAGGCAAGGACCCAGAGCCAAGCCGUAUUUCAAGGCAGCCAAGUGUGACUGAAUCAACACUGUACCCCAAUCCUUAUCACCAGCCUUAUGUCUCACGGAAGUACUUCGUUACACGGCCAGGGGCCAUUGAGACUGCCAUGGAAGACUUGAAAGGCCACAUGGCAAAGACUCCUGGAGAGACAAUUCAAGGCUUCUGGCUCUUGACAGAGAUAGAUCAUUGGAACAAUGAGAAGGAGAGGAUUUUGCUGGUCACAGACAAGACUCUCUUGAUCUGCAAAUACGACUUCAUCAUGCUCAGCUGUGUGCAGUUGCAGCGGAUUCCCCUGAGCGCUGUCUAUCGCAUCUGCCUGGGCAAGUUUGUCUUCCCUGGGAUGUCACUGGACAAGAGACAAGGAGAAGGCCUUAGGAUCUACUGGGGGAGUCUGGAACAGCAGUCCCUCUUAUCUCGCUGGAACCCGUGGUCCACUGAGGUGCCUUAUGCGACCUUCACUGAGCACCCUAUGAAGUACACCAGUGAGAAGUUCCUCGAAAUUUGUAAGUUGUCUGGGUUCACGCCUAAACUUGUUGCAGCUAUCCAGAAUGCCCACAAGAAUUCCACUGGAUCUGGAAGAAGAAAGGGACUGAUGGUGUUAACUGAACCCAUUUUGAUUGAAACCUACAUGGGGCUGAUGUCAUUCAUUGGAAACCGCAACAAACUCGGCUAUUCCCUUGCCCGUGGGAGUAUUGGUUUUUGAGACUCCUUCUGGCAUUAUAAGUAUGCCAUCCACUGAUCUACCUUCAUUGAAGAUUCUGUUUCAGACCACCAUAUAUUUGGACUGACUUAGUUCCUUUUAAAUACUAUUACAUGGUAUUGAACACUUAGUACCUUAGGAAAUCUAUAAUCUUGAUUAGACUGAUAGAUGCACACUUCAGACCUCAUAUAAGAACAAUCAAAUUUCCUAACCAGAAAAUAAAUGCUCUUAAGCUUA
Molecule: messenger RNA, 2405 nt
Organism: Felis catus (domestic cat)
Lineage: Eukaryota; Metazoa; Chordata; Mammalia; Carnivora; Felidae
Gene: TPRG1
Product: tumor protein p63 regulated 1
Exons: 6
Coding region: 1287-2171 (294 amino acids)
Cellular component (GO): cytoplasm
Source: RefSeq, a predicted model, not a curated record